CCUGAAAAAACUAAAACUCGUGAGUUGUUUCCAUCUGACGAGAGCCCAGAUAGCAAAGCUACUAAACGUAGCACCACACAAGCUUGAAGUAUGCCUCAGCGAAUAUCCAUAUCCGUAUGACGACGAGGAUUCAUAUGCGGUGGACAACGAACUCGUGGUCUCUCUGAUUUGUCGGAGCGUUGCUUAAGCAAGUUCUCUCCGUCAAAGACAAAGAGAUGAUUGACGAUCGACACGUCGAUUGGCUUGAAUCUCUGAGUAACUUCUCAACAGCGCAAUCGCUUCGCUUGCAUGCUCCACCAGAACCAGAUAGCAUGAGUGAGUUUGAGAGUGAGGCCAUUACGGGUCCCUUAGUGAAUGUUCUCGAGACCAACUCCAAACUGAAAACUCUUGGCUUGGAUCCAAAACUGCUCCCCAAAGCAGGUCCCUUCUGUCAACAGUUGAAGAGAUGCAAGCACCUGACUGAAUUGUACAUGGUCAAGUUGGCCAGUAGCAAAGAAGAAUACCUCUACUAUUUUGAGCAUCUUGCAUCAGCGCUGUCGAGUUCGGAUGUCGUUACAGAAGACCUCGGAUAUUGGAACGAUACUUCGAGUGGGAUACCUCGGAGUCUGUCGCCUUGUGGCCCAUCUAACGUUGAUUGCUUUGUGGCCCUGAACAAGAGUGGCCGUCUUAGGAAACUGGUGGAUUAA
This is a messenger RNA of Seminavis robusta, 686 nucleotides long. Lineage: Eukaryota; Bacillariophyta; Bacillariophyceae; Naviculales; Naviculaceae. The record is from the annotation of a GenBank genome assembly.